AUGGUACACACGCCCGAGGAUUUCCCAGACAUUUCAAGCAGCUACAAAGUGUACAGCGAACUGAACCAAUCUUCGCGGAUAUCAGUGAGCGUGAGCCUCAUACGGGCGGACGAAUCGCUAAACCGGCUCAGCGAAAAUGACCGCAAGUGUUUCCUGUACGAGGAGAGGACGACGAGGACGAAGAACUUCCCGACGGCCAGAAGCAACGCAGAGGACAACUGUUACAGCGAAUGUCGGCUGAGGGCCACUUAUAGAAUGUGCAAUUGCACUCCGUACUACUUUGACAGGGAAGUGCUUCAGCGAAACGUCCAGGUUUCAGAAGAAGAACUUGAAGAUCCCAAAUGGAAUGCACAGGAUUUCAUGAACUGCAGUUGCCCGCACCCGUGUUCGUUCGUAGGAUACACGACCGAGAUCCGUAACUAUGCAAAGGACUUCUUGGCUCACACUCAAUUUCCACAUUCUUAUACACACAUAGAGAUACACUACAAAGAAAGAUUUGCCAUCAGUUACCUAAGGUCUAUGAUGUACACUACACAGGAUUUAUUAGUAACAUUUGGUGGGAUGGCAAGUUUGUUUCUUGGCUGCAGUUUGGUCAGCGUGGUGGAGAUAAUUUACGUUAUCUACAAAUCGUUAAUUAUGCUUAAACACAAAUACACCAAAGUCCAAACAGUUUCAAAACAAGAUCAGCAACUCAUUUCAUACCGCCGCCAUCAUAAUAUGUAUCAUUUUUGCAAACCUCUGUACAAGCCAUCAAGCAUCAAAUUACCAGAAAUCUGCGAGAAAGACAAAUAUUAA
Messenger RNA from Metopolophium dirhodum (rose-grain aphid), 795 nucleotides. RefSeq names its product pickpocket protein 11-like. Lineage: Eukaryota; Metazoa; Arthropoda; Insecta; Hemiptera; Aphididae. Gene Ontology annotation, cellular component: membrane. The transcript is spliced from 4 exons. The record is from RefSeq and is a predicted model, not a curated record. The coding region runs from base 1 to 795 and encodes 264 amino acids. Gene Ontology annotation, biological process: sodium ion transmembrane transport. Gene Ontology annotation, molecular function: ligand-gated sodium channel activity.